AAAUGUUAUUGUCAUAAAAUUGUUGUGUCAAAGCGUAUAUUUAAAAUAUUCUCUAAGAAAAUAAGAAUUAUGGGUGAUACCGACGAUACCCAGAUUGAAAGGUCAGUGAAAGAAACAAAGAAAAAGAACGAGGGGUUAGAAAUGACAAAAAAUAUAAAAGGAAUGUUAUCAAAAGGUGCAGAGUUCAGGGGAAGGCUUACGUAAAUUACAAGGAAAAUGCUGUAGAUGCAAGAAAGCUUGGAGACGGAUACCAGCAAGUUUGCAAUCAGCAAAUUCUUUCGGUAAAUAUGUACUGACCAUUAUUUUUUUUAGUUGUACAAUGAAUUGCUUUGAACAAUUGAACGCUGAUAUAAAAAAUGCGCUUUUUACUCGUUUUCAUGCCCUUAGAACUAAGGAUGAUCAGGACAUAUAUUUGCAAGAUCUUUUAGACGUAGUUAACAUUAAAAGAAAAUCUCAACCACAAAAUCCAGAGAACUCAAAGGGAAAAACUUGUUCCUUCCAUCAUUAUGUCCCAGUUGAUGGUAAACGAAGAAACGUCUGUCAAAAAGUAUUUCUUAGUUUGUUUAAUAUUGGCGUCAAAAGGUUGAAGCGUUUAAAAGGUCUUCUAAAACAAAAAAUAACUCCAUAUGACAAGCAGGGACAAAAUAUAAAAGGCAAUGCUAUUUCAAAAGAGAUCAACGUACUAAUUCGCCAGCAUAUUGAAUCAUUCCCUGUUAAGGAAACUCAUUACAGCAAUAAAACCUAUCUAUAUCUUGAUGCUAAACUCAAUAUGAAAAUUAUGUUUGAUAUGUUCAAAGUAAAGUAUUCAACAACCAAAAUUCGAUAUUCUUACUUUGUGAAAUAUUUUCAUGAGUAUUUCGACAUUCACUUUGGCCGUCUACACGUAGACACUUGUUGCAAGUGUGAAGAACUGCACCUCAAAAUAAAAAGUUCCUCGCUAGGAGAUGCAGCUAAAAGAGGAGCAGUAAAUAAAAGAAGAGCAAAAAAGUUUUAUUUGUCGUUGAAGGAAUCUACUGAUGAGUGCAAGAUUCAUGAUGACCUGGUCGUAAUAACAUUUGACUACAUGCAGAAUGUUCACUUACCUGAAGUUCCAGUCCAGGAUUUAUUUUAUCUAACACAACUAACAGUCAGUAUUUUUGGUAUACACGACUGUAAGACUGGCAUUCUUUUAUAUUUACCAUGAAGGUGUUGUCAAUAAGAUACCAAACGAGGUAUGCUUGUUCCUGUGGGACUAUAUUCAACGUGAAAUUUUAGAGAAUGUCCAGGAAUUACGUCUCUAUAGUGAUAAUUGUCCCGGGCAAAACAACAUAAUACGCGUGUGUGUAGCAUUAGUUGAAACUAAGAUUUAAAAAGUGGAACAAUUUUUUCCAAUCAGGGGGCAUUCCUUCUUGCCUAAUGACCAAGACUUUGGUGUCAUUAAACGACGUUUAAAGCGAUCCGAUCGUAUAUUUUCUGUUCACGAAUACACUGAAAUAUUAAUAAUAACUUUAAGUGCGCAAAAAAGUUUUACUGUCAUGGAAGUUUCAGAAGAAAUCAUAGAUUUUAAGCAAUGGUGGCCCAAAUUUUAUAAAAAAAAAUGUUAUGUCUCUGGAAACUUCAGACAAAAAUACACCCAGGGCACAAAAGCAACCCUUUUUUGUAUUGCAAUUUUGCCAUUUUCGUUGUAACUCAGAAUCUCCUGGAUAUGUCAUGUGCUCAAAUUUAUUGGAGGUCAGACGAACCAUGCUUUUAAGAUCCAUAUGCCAAGAAAUUUCGAAAGAGAUCCUCUUAGAAUGCCUAAAAAAAACCGCAUCAAUAGAAAGUUCCAAUAUUGGAAACAAAAAUAACGGAUAUCGGUAAAGCGAUGUCAUACGUUCCAGAGGAAUAUCACCCAUUCUAUCAAGAUAUUUUGGAAUGGCCUACAAAAGUUUCCAAAACAAAGCG
Molecule: messenger RNA, 1923 nt
Organism: Psylliodes chrysocephalus
Lineage: Eukaryota; Metazoa; Arthropoda; Insecta; Coleoptera; Chrysomelidae
Source: the annotation of a GenBank genome assembly